AUGUGGGAUUCUCUUCAGAUAGCUCAUGAAGGAAAUAAGGUUGUUAAGGAGAACAAGAUACAGCUAUUCAAAGUUCAGUAUGAGGUUUGUAAGAUGGAAGAACGAGAAACUGUUGCUGAGUACAUGUUCAGGAUCAAUGACCUUGUUAACAAUAUGAGAGCUCUUGGUGAAGAUAUUAAGGAUGUUGAUGUUUGUAAGAAGAUACUGAGGUCACUCAUUUCUAGAUUCAAUUCUAAAGUGACAAUUCUCGAAGAUAAAGAUCUUUCUGGAAUGAAGAUUGACGAGCUUCAAGUCUCUAUCACUGCCUAUGAAAUGCGAAUUAGUGUUCCAGCUAUUCAUAGAAGAGAAACUGCUCUUAAAGCAAAUGAAGUUAUUAAAGAAACUGAAACAAAGUCUGAAGAUGAUCUUGAAGAAGAUGAGGUAGCCUACCUUGCUAAGAAAUUUAGGAAGUUCAUGUUUAAAAAGAAGAAUCAGCUGCAAAAUGUAACCUGUUAUGGUUGUGGUAAACCUCGUCAUAUUGUAUCUAAUUGUCCAAACUCAAAGGGGCAAAGUCAGAAGAAGAAUGAGGGUGAUCCUGAAGAAUAUAAAUCCGAGGAGACACAAAAAGAUGAAGGUCUCUUUAUGGUAAUUCUCGAAGCACCACAAACUUCAGUUCAAGUUGAAAAAGAUAGUGACACUGAGAUUGACGAAAUUCUUGAAGAAUAUGAAAGGCUUGCAUGGUCUACCAAGAAGUGUAAAGAAGAACUAUCUCUCAUUUUUGAAGAAAGAUUCCUAAAGAUAGUUGAGAUCCGGAAGCAAUCCAUAAAGCAAAUUGGGAAGACUGGAAUUGGCUAUGUGUGUAAUUCAGCCACGAAGGUCAAUCAAACUCAUUCUGUAUUUGUCAAAGCCACAACUGGUGAAGUGUAUGCACAGUUUCCUAUCAUAAAACCUCCAAGGUUCAAGGGUGAGUUACUGAAUAACACCUACAGUGCUCUAAGCUUCAACAGGAGAUACUUUGUUACCUCGGCUAUAAGGAAUUUCAAGAUAACUAAAAUGUAUGUAAAGAAGUCAGACUUAGCUUCAGCUCAGAAGGUCAAGGACAAAGGAUCAUUGGUGAUGAUGAAAAUGAUGUGGAUUCCUAAGAAGCUGAACUCUGUGAGUCUUCUUAUGUAUACAACCUUUAAAGCUUGUAAUAUUCAGGACAAAUGGUAUGUUGAUAGUGGUUACUUAAUAUUCAGGACAAGUGGUUCCAAAUUUAAUUCUUUAAAGCAGUUUGAUGGUGAAAAUGUUAUCUUUGGAGAUAAUCAAAGAGCUAAGAUUGUUGGAAUUGCUACUGUGAGUAAGUCUGAAGAAUUACCAGAAAUUCAAGAAGUUCUAUUAGUUGAAGGACUCAAACAUAAUCUCCUCAGCGUUAGUCAAUUGUGUGACAGUGGGAAGGAAGUCUACUUCAAUAAAGAAAGAUGUAAUGUGAUUGAUCUUGAAUCAAAACAAGUUUUGUUCUCAGCUAAUAGAUUUUCAGGAAAUAUGUACACAGUCACUGAAGCAAGUUAG
Messenger RNA from Cornus florida, 1530 nucleotides. RefSeq lists its product as uncharacterized. The record is from RefSeq and is a predicted model, not a curated record. The coding region runs from base 1 to 1530 and encodes 509 amino acids. The transcript is spliced from 3 exons. Gene Ontology annotation, molecular function: zinc ion binding; nucleic acid binding. Lineage: Eukaryota; Viridiplantae; Streptophyta; Magnoliopsida; Cornales; Cornaceae.